UACUUUAAAUUUAAACUCUUGUUCUAAUGUUAGACAGCCUGUUGGAUCUCCGAGUUAAAAAUUGCUUCAGCUUUAGUUACUAGAGCCAGAUGCAACAUUGACCUUAAAUGGUAAAAGCUCCCAAGAGUGAAAGAGAGGCUGGCCUGCGGGGGAAAAAGAGGAAUAACUGAAGUUUUAGUGCAUUUGAGGUCAACUGCCAAGCUAUCAGUGGAGAUGGAGUUAAGCACCUUUAUCUAAGCCUUCACUAACCCAGUACUCAGCUGUGACUCAGAGAGGGCACCACCAAGGACUCGAAUGAUUUAUUUAUGAGGACUGUUCCUUAGCUAUCCGGCUAACUUGAAACAGAUAUUCUCAGCAGUGCAUGGUCCUGUUAGUCCACAUUGCAGUUCCACGUGCUUCACACUGUCCACCAUGCCAACCUUACCUGAAGACAAGGGACAAUCAAAAGAGGCACAACACAACAUUUCUCCUCCAGCCAAAGACACUACUGUUGAAGGGACAACAUGCAGUACACCUUCUAUUGUCCUUCCAGAGAAUGCUGUUGCGUCAGAUGUAGAAAUUGAUAAAAAUCUGGUUAACAGGCCUCGUAGUCCUCAUAGGAGACAUUCUAACCGUGCCACUAGGAAUCCAACAAGUUCAUUGACAUCUGUUGACAACACUGGUCAUGUGAUUGAUCUGGUACAUGAUCAACUACCAGAUGUCAAAAUAUCAGAGGAAGACAAAAGGAAGAACCUAGAAUUACUAGAAGAAGCAAAGAAAGUGAGUGAGAAGUUUCUAAUGCGCAGAGGGAGAAAGUCAAGAAGCAGCCUUGCAGAGUCACCCACAGGGUUUGAUGUAUGCACAACCACUAGUGUCGAGUCAGUAUCUCCAGGGCAGAAUAACGGAACUGUGAAAGAGGAUGACAGGCAAACUGCAGAGAAUGCUGCAAAAGGAUUAAUUGAUCGAAGGCAGAAUGAUCAAAGAAAGAUUUCUCAGGGAAGGUUGGUUCCUCGUUCUGCUGGUUUUGAAAACUCCAAACAGAAGCUUUCAGAACAAAAAGAAAACUUUGAUCCGCGUAAACAUAUGGAUACAAAAUCUUCCCCUUCAGGUAGUGAUAGUGGCAAAAUGUCUCUUAACACCUGCAUGAAUGUUUGUGAAAAUGAACUUGGAAAAUCAUUCCUCAAGAAAGCAAAAGAAAAUGAUGUUCCUUUGAGAACCCAUCCACCAGGACCAGGAAUAGGAAAUAUAGACUCAAAGCUAAAAAUUCCUGUUGCAGAAAUAAGGGACCAUAAAGUUUCAUGUAAAACAGAAUUUAAACUCUGUGGACUGCGUCCUCCUCUACUACGGGCUGUAUCAUGGGAUAGCUUGGAGCCUGGACAUAAAGAUAAAACACCUUUAAAAUUACCAUCUGAGGAAGAGAAAAGCUUUGUGGUUGGUAAUAAAUCCAGUAAUCAGUUAAAAGCAUUCAAAGACCUUCAAAUCCAAGUUCAGCCAGUUCGAAUGCAGAAACUGACAAAGCUCAGAGAGGAGCAUAUUUUGAUGAGAAACCAAAAUUUAGUUGGACUUAAACUUCCAGAACUUAGUGAAGCAGCUGAACAGGAAAAAGGCUCUUCACCUCUCCCUUCCCCCACUGAAGAGGAAGAAACAAAGAAUAGCUCUGAUGUCAUGCCCAGCAUUCCUGAUGUAUUGCUGCGAAAGCUACGGGUCCACAAACAGCUUCCAGGAAGCUCCCCUGCACUUACUGAAAAAGAAGUUGAGAAUGUAUUUGUGCAGCUUUCCUUGGCCUUUAGAAAUGAUAGUUAUACCUUGGAAUCCAGAAUUAACCAAGCAGAGAGAGAGAGGAAUCUUACUGAAGAGAACGCUGAGAAGGAACUGGAAAACUUUAAAGUAGCCAUUACGUCUUCAGCUCACUUAUGGCAUCACUAUGAACACAGAGAAGCUUACCAGAAGCUACUGGAGGAUAUUGCUGUCCUGCGGCGUUUAGCUGCGAGGCUCUCCAGUCGUGCUGAGAUGGUUGGAGCUGUUCGCCAGGAGAAGCGUAUGUCAAAGGCAACAGAAGUGAUGAUGCAAUAUGUGGAAAAUCUGAAAAGAACAUAUGAAAAGGAUCAUGCUGAACUGAUGGAGUUCAAGAAACUUGCUAAUCAGAAUUCUAGCAGAAGCUAUGGUGCAUCUGAAGAGGGAGUACCUCGUUCAUCUAGAUCCAUGUCUCUUACUGUUGGAAAGAAUAUGCCUCGGAGGAGAGUCAGUGUUGCUGUUGUUCCUAAAUUUAAUUCCUUAAACAUUCCUGGUCAGUCACCAACAGCUUCACCUGUACCUUCAAUGCCAUCCCUGUCUGAAACACCUAGUAAUGGAAGGAGCACUCUAACAUCCAAUCCUGUUCUGCCAUCACUUUUAGAAAAUGGUAAGACUAAUGGAGAGCCUGACUAUGAAACCUCUGCUUCUGUGCUGAAACAGCGUGGGCUGGAAGAAAUAAGUCCUGAAACUAAAGCCAAGAUAGAAGAGGAAGCAUAUAACAAAGGCUACCAGGAAGGCUUGAAGAAAACCAAAGAACUUCAGGAACUGAAGGAAGAAGAUGAAGAGACACCAAAGGGAAGUCAUGAUGAACACGAAGAAAGUGGAAACGAUGAUGAGAUAAAAAAUCUGAAAAGCAGAAGACUUGAAGUCAUCAUUAAUUAUUUACAUAUACUGUACCCCAAACUGUGUAAACACUGGAACGUGAUAUGGCUUGUAGUGGCUGCGGUAAUCAUUUUUGCUAUGAUGUUGGGAAUCUACCAUUCAUACAACUCCUGUGGUGAAAAAUCAGAGGGACCUGAAGGGAAAGCCAGCUGUUCUGCUGCCAGUCAGUAUUCCUGGUGGAACUCAGGAUUUCAACAACAGCAACGCACUGAAUAAUAAAGGAAUGACCGUGUGUUUAUGGUGCCUGAACAAGUAUGCAUAUAGAACUCAGUUGUUGAAGGUAGUGUCUUGUAAUCCUUGUGGUUGUUAAAUGUGAUCUGUUAGACAAGUGAGUUACUCCACACCAUCAGGUUUGGAGUAACAUACUGGCCAAAACAACAAUCUGAUGAAUAAUCCUCUCUCUCCUCUUAUUUUAAAUGACUGAUAGAAAUAAAGUAAUGAAAAAAUGAUAAGGUUGUAGCAGUAAUCAGCAACCAGCAAAACAUUGAAAAGAAUGAGUUGCACAAGACAUUGACAGAAAACUUUGAUUUGUAGUCAGUGCUUUAAUUGGUAUUUCUUGAAUUUAUUUGUGAAGUACUAAUGGCAUUGAAGUGGUUUGGGUUUUAAAAGUCCAAUUAAUUUGCUUAUUCAUAAGUUUUAAUAAUUAUUUUUAAUAAUCAUAAUUCAGUGAUUUUCUAAGAGGCAUUACCUGUAAUUAUUUAAAUUGAAUACCAGUGACAUGCAUAAAUACAUUUUAUGAUAUACCUUAAAAAUGAGAUCACUGUUUUUUAGUGGGAUACACACCAAAACCUAAAGUCAGGUCUAGGUGGCACAGCUGAUAUUGUCAAAUAAAUCUGGGAACUUUUGACAUAGCAAAGGGACAUGUGGCAUGCUUUGCAACAAAUUUGUCUAUGCCACUCAGAGUCAAAAUUGUUUACAGCAGAAAGCAGUUACUGUCUGGAAGAUUAGAUGCCAAAAUACAGCAGUUUUAAGUUUGAGUUAUCUUAAAUUCUUUAUUAAAAAAAAAAUUUAAAAAGUGUUGAAACCUCUGUAUACAGGUGAUCUCUCUAAGGGGACUCUGUCCUGCUGCUAAUACUGGAAAUAGAUAUCCUUUGAGAUCUGCUCUAGGGACAAAGUUCUGUGUACAAUCAAAAUCCUACCAGUGCCUAUGAAUCCUACCAAUGAGGACAGAAAAGCAGUGAGGAUUUUAAAGAAGUCACUGCAUGUUUUCAGAAUCUGAUGCCAAAAGUGCAACUGUUCUGGUAUGCUUUCAAAGCUAAAGUACCAGGUUGUGAUAGAUUAGCCUUUCACCCAGAUUUUGUAAUGGUUCAGCAUGUCUGGGUGUUAUGAAUUCUUAACAAUGUGAAAGCCUGAUAUUUUUAGACAAGCAGUUUCAAAGUGGUGAAGCCAUUAUCUGUUAAAAACCACACCACCCAGGGCUGAGACCAAAAUGCAUGUCACAUAAGGUAUACUGUAUGUUCCUGCUGAACAUCACACUGAUUGAAGAUGAACUAUGUUUGUCUUUCCAUGGCUAAACACUUGAAUCUAACCACACUAUCAAAAUCAGCAUGACAUUUGAUUGCACUCAUUUCUUGUAUUUUUCUGGCAUUUUCUGACUGAUUAACAGGUCUGUUUACCAGCUGACUGAUAAGUGUGUUAUGAAGUCCUGUAAUUUCAAUUCAGAUGCAGUUAUAAUUGUCUUGUUUUAUUUGGUAUAAACACUGAAUCUCAAGCUAACUAUCAAAGAUGACAAGUUUCUAACUCAGUCAAAAAUUUAACUCGCGUGUCUGGCACUAGUAACAAAUGCUGGUGAAUUGUGUUUGUUGUAUCUUUAGCCCCAUUUUUCUUAAGAAGUAUUUAUAUGGAGAAAGAAAAGAAAAUCUGCUAUUUUGUACUAGCACUUUUUUUUUUGGGUGGGGGAGGGAUAUAAGCAGUUGGGUGGCUUGGUUUUGUUUUAAAGUAUAUAUUGUUGAGUAAUAGUGUGCUUAAGGAAGUUCAGAAAGGAUAAUGGGAAAGUGUCAUUUGGUCUAAAAUUGUAAUUGGUAAAGAAUAAGAAGGUUUCUUGCAAAUUAAUUGGCAUCUGUUUGGUUCAGUUAGAAUAUCUGACUAUGAAGAACUACUGUGACAUUUCAUAUACUUUCAAUAUUUGAAGAAACUUGUCAGUUGCUCUUUGAUUAAUUCUUUAUUAAAAUCAGCUUUAACUUAAUAUUAUUUACAAACAGCACUGAUAACUUAGGGCAAUAAAAAAUGAAGCUAAAUAGUCCUGAAGAUUCAGAACUCUCUACACCAAAAAUUUUGGUACGUAUUUGAUGAUAUGAUUGUGGAAAUGUUGGGCUGCACUGAGGAAAAAUAAUUAACAAUGCCUAUGAUAGAAUGAAUUCACUCUUAUUUACAUCUGCACUGAUGUGGGUCCAACACCUUAUUUUUACAUACAUAUAGAGAGUUAUUGAUAUCACUAGAUUCUUGAACUGCUUCAAUAUUAAGAAUGUACUAAGUGUUUUUUUGGUCAGUUGAUGACUGGGGGCUCCAUCCUCUUCAGAAUUCAGCACAGUGGCUUUUUGUGAACUUAGUGCACAGGGGCACAUUCUUGUAAGUAGUUGUACUGAUCUGAACUGAACUACUUGUAUGUCUAAGUAUAGUCAACCCAUAAAGUUAUUAACUGUAGUGGGGAAUGGACUUAAAGAGACAAGAUAUUUUAACAGGGAUGAAAAGAUGAAGAUAAAGUUUAUUUCUAAAAAAAUUGUUGUUCUUUUUUAACCACUUUGAGCAAACUGUUCACUAGAAAUAACGGACCACAAUGACUAAUAGCACAUGAAAUAUUUUUGCUUAUGUUUUUCAGUUAGUUAAUGAAGACACCUUUUUUAAUAGGAAGCUAGAUUGAGCUCAAAAAACUAUUCUAAAGGUAAUUUUAUAUGUUGGAUAUUAGUUUGCUUUAUCUGGAAAAAAAAAACCCAACAAUCUCUGUUCAAGUAUCACAUCAGAUAACAACAUCAGAAAUAGAUCUAUUAUUUAUGCUAUGGACACUGAAAUAGCUUUCUUGAGGUGCAAUAUUUAUUUUUCUGCUUUAACAAGACACGUUAUUGUUUCUCUUGCACAGCACAGAUGUUUGUAGUAAAAGGAAUUUUAAAAGGGCACUAUUUUUUUGUGUAUCAGAUUUAAAUAUGUAAUAUUGUAAGAUUUUGCACAAGUGUGCUGGUAUUGUACUGUAUAGUAUCACAUACUUGAGUUUUGAAAUAAAAGUUUCAAAAGUCCU
Calypte anna (Anna's hummingbird) is the source of this 5887-nucleotide messenger RNA. RefSeq names its product murine retrovirus integration site 1 homolog (gene IRAG1). Bases 412 to 2871 code for a protein of 819 amino acids. The transcript has 22 exons. The record is from RefSeq and is a predicted model, not a curated record. NCBI's taxonomy places the organism in Eukaryota, Metazoa, Chordata, Aves, Apodiformes, Trochilidae.